Molecule: messenger RNA, 1487 nt
Organism: Eruca vesicaria subsp. sativa (arugula)
Lineage: Eukaryota; Viridiplantae; Streptophyta; Magnoliopsida; Brassicales; Brassicaceae
Source: the annotation of a GenBank genome assembly
CGCGCAUGACAAGUUUGAGUGGAUUUUUUCACUAUCUUCAGACAAUCAAAGAGAGCCAGAGGUUUUGUUCUCUGCCAGUAAAGAAUCAAAUAUUCACACACUGUCUGUGAAGAUAGAUUGAACUCACAAAAAAACUCUGUGAGAGAGAGAAAUGCUAAGUUCGAUAUCGAUUCGCCUUCCAUUCCCAAACCCUAAACCUCCCAAAUUCGAUUCAUGUUUGAUGAGAUGCGUCUCCUUUUGUCCCAUCCGGGUCGGGUUCUCGGUUCGAUGCUUAUCUAGACGUUUGAGUCAAUUGCGUGGAAAUGAGUCUCGGAGAUGCUUCCAACGAAAUGCGUCUUGUUACCUCGAUGAUGAGAAAUCUGCAGAAAAAGAUAGAAAUCUUGAUUUAUUGGUCGAGACAUCGAUAGUAGCUCACACGACGACACAGAGAGUUCUUAAGCUUUUGGCUGUAUCUACUCCGCUUGCAUUACUCGGAACUAGCCCAGCUUUUGCGGUUUCUCAAAUUCCGCAGUCAUUUGUCACUUCUCUUGGAGACCUCGGAGACAUUAGCUCAGGUUUUGCUUCGGCGUUCUUGCUUAUCUUUUUCUCUGAACUUGGAGACAAGACUUUCUUCAUUGCGGCCCUUUUAGCAGCAAGGAACAACGCUGCUACUGUUUUCGCUGGGACUUUUGGUGCUCUUGGGAUAAUGACGAUAAUAUCUGUAGUGCUAGGAAGGACUUUCCACUAUGUCGAUGAAGUUCUUCCCUUCAGGUUUGGUGAGACCGAUUUGCCUAUAGAUGAUAUUGCAGCAGUUUGUCUUCUGGUUUACUUUGGUGUUUCAACGUUAGCAGAUGCUAUCUCUGACGAUGGACUUAAAGCCGAGGAGGAACAGAAAGAAGCAGAACUAGCGGUUUCAGAGCUUUCAGGUAACGGAGCCGGGUUAGCAGCAGCCGCCAACACCAUCAUCAGCACUUUCGCUUUGGUUUUUGUUGCUGAAUGGGGUGAUAAAUCCUUCUUCUCAACCAUUGCUCUUGCGGCUGCUUCAUCGCCAUUGGGUGUCAUCGCCGGAGCAUUGGCGGGUCAUGGUGCUGCUACCCUGCUUGCGGUUUUGGGAGGUUCUUUGCUAGGAAACUUCUUGUCAGAGAAGGCAAUAGCUUAUGUCGGAGGAGUUUUGUUUCUCGUGUUUGCUGCUGUGACAGUGUCUGAGAUCAUUACGUAAGUGACGAAAUAAUAUUAUUUAUUUUCCUCCUAUUCGUAUGCGAAUUUUAAAUACAUUUUUAUGUUUGUAAAUUUAUAUGCAUUGUUUAUUGUGCACUCUAUUGUGAAUUUACAGUUUGAUAUGCAUCGAUGCAUUUGCUUUUAGUGGUUAGAUUUGCGAAUUUAGUUAAUAAUCGUAUUAUGUUUUUGAAAGAUACGUCCAAACAUAACACGUGUUUGAGAUAGUAAAGAAUAUAAAGGAGUCGAACAUGGUUGAGCAUAUUCUUUUUAUUAUUCUUCGUGUAAAGGUA